Molecule: messenger RNA, 567 nt
Organism: Pistacia vera
Lineage: Eukaryota; Viridiplantae; Streptophyta; Magnoliopsida; Sapindales; Anacardiaceae
Exons: 1
Coding region: 1-567 (188 amino acids)
Source: RefSeq, a predicted model, not a curated record
AUGAUGAACAGAGUUUUUCAUGAUGUCCUUGACAGGUUCAUAGUGGUGUUUAUUGAUGAUAUCCUAGUUUACUCCAAGACUUUAGAAGAACUUGCCGAGCACUUGAGAUUUGCGUUACAAAGAUUAAGAGAGAAACAACUAUAUGCCAAAUUUUCAAAAUGUGAGUUUUGGUUAUAUCGGGUUACCUUUUUGGAUCAUGUGAUCUCUAAAGACUGUGUAUCAGUGGAUCCUAGUAAAGUAGAGGCGGUGCUCGAGUGGCAGAGGCCAAAGAUAGUCAAAGAGGUUAGAAGUUUUAUGGGCUUAGUAGGAUAUUAUAGGAAGUUCGUGGAAAGCUUUGGAAAGAUAGCUAGACCACUUACAGCUCUUACCAAGAAAGAAGUACCAUUUCAAUGGACAGAAGCAUGUGAGCAAAGCUUUCAGGAGUUGAAGAAAAGAUUAACUACAGCUCCAAUUCUUACAUUGCCAGAAGUAGGCAUUGAUUAUGAUAUUUUCAUUGAUGCCUCCCACAAUGGUUUGGGAGUAGUGUUGAUGCAGCAAAGGAAAGUCAUUGCUUAUGCCUCCAGAUAG